AUGGCUGAAGUCCCGGAGGAUUAUGAUUCCGGCCCAGAUGAAGAUGGAGAGCCGGAGCCUGAGAGACCUGAACUGCCUGGACUUCAGAAAUUGUAUGAAAAUGCCGAACCAGAAACCAUGGCAGAGGUAGGCCCGGAGCUACCAGCAGAGAUUUACCAAGAGUCACAGCAAGAGACCGAGGAAGAGAACUUUAAAGAGGAGGAGCCCGAGAGUGCUAAGAACGUGCAGCUGAAACCUAGCGGGACGUCGGAGGAAGGAAUUGCCAAGGAGUCCAAGAGAGAAGUACCAAGCGAAACUGAACCAGGGAUUCCCCAAGAGGUAAAGUCAGAGACGUCCAGAGAGAUGAGGGGAGAGUUUUUCAAAGAUUUGGAGGCCCCUAUGCAUGAAAAUCAUGAAGAGUCAGACCUAGAGCCACCAGAAGAGGCUAACCCAAAUGCUACAGAGAAUGUGUUCCUAAGGUCAGCUAUGGAAACAGAUCCAGUGCCAUCAACGGAAACCAUGUCUGAGGUUUCAGGGGCCACAGUCAGAGAGACAAAUUUGGAGUUACUAGAGGAGGAGACUGAACCCGGGGUUCCAGAGGAAUCGUUUAGAUUGCAACAUGAAGAGACAGUUCUAGAGCGUCCAGAGCAGACCAAACUAGAUUUUCCAAAUGAGAAACCAGGAGAAUCACUUGAAGAAAUAGAUCUUCAGCUACCAAAGAUGACCAAACCAGAGAUUCCAGAGGAGACACAAAUAAAGUCAACUGAGAAGAAAAGGACAGAGCCAUCCAAGCAGGCUACACCAGAAUUUCCAGAGAAGAAACCAAGAAAGUCUAGUGAGGAGGCAGAUCUAGAGCCUCCACAAGAGACUCAACCAGAGGUUCCAGAAGAGAUGCAAAGAAAAGCAACUGAGGAGAAAGGGACAGAACUACCCAAGCAGACUAAACUAGACUUUCCAGACCACAAAUCAAGAAAAUCUACUGAUGAGAAAGUUCCUGAGCCACUAGAAGAGAUCAAAUUAGAAUUUCCUGGGGAAAAUUCAAGAAAACCAGGUGAGGAAACAAUUCUAGAACAAUCAGAAAUGAUGGAACCAGAAGGUCCGGAAGAGAUGAGAAAGUCAAAUAAGGAAAAAAAUCCACAGCCACCAGAGGAGACUGGUCUAGUGCUGCCACAGAUCAACCCAGAAGUUGAAGAGAAAACACAAAUCAAGCCAACUGAGGAGAAGAAUCUAGAGUUACCAGAUGAAGCCAAACCAAGAGAGACACAUGUAGAAUUUUCCAAGGAAGACAGUCCAGAACCAAUCAAGUCUAAGUAUUCUGUAGAAAAGGCUGAGCUAGAGCACCGUGAGCAUAAAAGAGGAAAGUUGUCACUAAGUGAUGAAUUUAAAAAAGAAUAUGACUCAUUAGGAUCUGCCAGAGAAGAAUCCAUUGGUAAACAUUAUGAGUUUUCACAACAACGCCAAACAUUGCUUGAUGUCAGUGAAGAAUGCUCACACUCACAUCCCUCAGAGUCUCAGACAGAAUCAAGUGAGUUUGUUAGUGAAAAGAAAGUCGUAGAUUUUUCCCAAGAGUUAAAGGAACUGGUUUCUGAAGAUGAAGAAACCCAGCCAGAAAAAAGGACUGACUUACAAUUUGAGUAUCUUAAUUGGGAUCCUGAGAAAGUUGCAGAGUGGAUUAGCCAGCUAGGCUUCCCUCAAUACAAGGAGUGUUUUACCACAAACUUCAUCAGUGGCCGAAAACUCAUCCACGUGAACUGCUCAAACCUCCCUCAGAUAGGGAUAACGAACUUUGAGGACAUGAAGGCAAUUUCUCAGCAUACACGGGAGCUCCUGGAAAUCGAAGAGCCAUUAUUCAAACGCUCCAUCAGCCUUCCCUAUAGGGAUAUUAUUGGCUUGUAUUUAGAGCAAAAAGGUCAUACUGGGAUAAAAUCUGAUUCUUUGACUUUAUCUGAAUUUGUCAAAGCAACAGGAUUACAGGAUUAUGCUCCAGAAAUAACUGCCCCUGAAGAGGAAGAGGAAUUACCUUACAUUGAACCAUAGCAGGAAACCGCUUCACAUAGCUUGAAAGAUCAAACUAAAUUACUUGAGGGAAGAGGUAUGGCCUUUUUUGGUUUUUCUUUUUCUGCUUUUUUUUUUUUCUUGAGAUGGAGUCUCACUCUGUUGCCCAGGCUAGAGUGUAAUAGCAUGAUCUCAACUCACUGCAACCUCUGCCUCCCGGGUUCAAGCAAUUCUCCUGCCUCAACCUCUGGAAGAGCUGGGAUUACAGGCACUCACCACCAUGCCCAGCUAAUUUUUGUAUUUUUAGUAGAGAUGAGAUUUCACCAUGUUAGCCAGGCUGGUCUUGAACUCCUGAUCUCAGCUAAUCCACUCGCCUCAGCCUCUCAAAGUGCUGAGAUUACAGGCAUGGGCCACUGCACCCGGCCCCUUUUUCUCCUUUUCAUUAAGGAUCAGAGUUAGAACUGCUGGCUCCAUUCCUAGUUGUGUCUCUGACUUAGGCACCUUCCCUUCGUUUUUCAAUUUAACCCCUUGUUAAAACAAAGAUAGUAAUGCUUAUCUUUCUGGGUAAUUAUAAGAAUUCCUGGCCAGGCGCGGUGGCUCAAGCCUGUAAUCCCAGCACUUUGGGAGGCCGAGGCGGGUGGAUCACGAGGUCAAGAGAUCGAGACCAUCCUGGUCAACAUGGUGAAACCCCGUCUCUACUAAAAAUACAAAAAAUUAGCUGGGCAUGGUGGCACAUGCCUGUAAUCCCGGCUACUCAGGAGGCUGAGGCAGGAGAAUUGCCUGAACCCGGGAGGCGGAGGUUGCAGUGAGCCGAGAUCGCGCCAUUGCACUCCAGCCUGGGUAACAAGAGCGAAAUUCCGUCUCAAAAAAAAAAAAAGAAUUCCUGAGCCGGGCAAAGUGGCUCACACCUAUAAUUCUAGCAAUUUGGGAGGCUGGGACGGGCAUAUCACCUGAGGUCAGGAGUUCAAGACCAGCCUGGCCAACAAGGCGAAACCCCGUCUCUACUAAAAAAUACAAAAAUUAGCUGAGCAUGGUGGCACAUGCCUGUAGUCCCAGCUACUCAAGAGGCUGAGGCAGAAGAAUCACUUGAACCUGGAAGGCUACUGUACACCAGCCAGGGAGACAGAGCAAGAUACUGUGUCAAACAAACAAAACAAAAUUCCUGGAAAAUUCUACGAAUGCACCUGGUAGUAGGAACAUGUUGGGGAAAUAUAAUUAAAAAUAAAAUCGCCUACCAACUCCAGAGAAAUAAUUCUCUCCACAAAUGCAGAAAAGAAACGAUUGUUAUUCUUGAAUAAGCAUUAAACUAUGAUGCAUGUCACCAGCAAGCUGCUGAAGAGAUUGCAAAGACAAAUCUCACCCUUUUAGAUGGCAGGGCAGAUAUAAUCCAUGACAUACAUGUUAAUUAUCUGUAUCCAAAAGAAAAAUAAAUCUUCUGUCCUGACAACAAACAGAAGUUACUACUUGGAGCCAGGGACUUAGGCUAAACUCCCACAGAGAUAGGGAGGCAAGGUACCAACCUCCUUAGCGCUCAUGUUUUAAAGCGAUAUCUCCAAGGCCUCCAAAAAAGGGACUGUUCUGGGGUAUAAAAGGGCUAGAGAUUUAUUCAGCUUUUUAAAAGAUUUACAUACAUCUCAAGGACACAGUAAAAGGAUUUACAAUGACAGGUUCUCUAAAGAAAAUGUUUUUGUUGUUUAUUUUUUUGAGACAGUCUUACUCUGUUGCCCAGAUUGGAGUGCAAUGGUGCAAUCUUGGCUGACUGCGACCUCCACCUACUGGGUCCGAGUGAUUCUCCUCCCUCAGCCUCUUGAGUAACUAGGAUUACAGGCAUGAGCCACCACACCUGGCUAAUUUUUUUGUAUUUUUAGUAGAGAUGGGGUUUCACCAUGUUGGCCAGGCUAGUCUCAAACUCCCAGCCUCAAGAGAUCCUCCUGCUUUGGCCUCCGAAAGUCUGGGGAUUACAGGAAUUGAGCCACUGCUCCCACCCUAAAGGAAAUGUUUUCUUUUUUAAUUAUAUAUAUAUAUAUUUUAAAGACGGGGUUUCACCAUGUUGGUCAGGCUGAUCUUGAACUCCCAACCUCAGGCGAUCCACCCACCUUGGCCUUCAAAGUGCUUGGAUUACAGGGAUGAGCCACCGCUCCCGGCCAGGAAAUGUUUUAAGAAAAAAAGUGGGUAAGUUCUCUGUUCCUUUUGGCAUCAGGGAAAAUUAAAUUUAAAAUUUUUUUUAGAUACGUAUAUAUCUAAAUAUGUAAAUAUCUAAACGUGGCUUAGCACUAUGAAAUAGGUUCUGUGGUUUGUCUUCAAGGCUCUUUUAUGUGGUACUUUCCAAAUUUUUUGUUUUCCUUUUUGUGGAGAACGGGGUCUCGCUAUAUUGCCCAGGCAGGUCUCGAACUCCUUGGCUCAAGCUAUCCUCCUGCCUCUGCCUCCCUAAGAGCUGGGAUUACAGGCAUGAGCCACAGCGCCUGGCUCCAGAUCUUUAUAACAUAAAAUUUAGGUUAGAGUCUACCCACGACUGGACUUCUCAAAAGAAAUUAUAAGCCGGGCACAGUGGAUCACGCCGGUAAUCCCAGCACUUUGGCCAUUCCAGGCAGAUCACUUAGGUCAGGAGUUUGAAACCAGCCUGGCCAACAUGGUGAAAUCCCAUCUCUACUAAAAAUACAAAAAUUAGACAGGCUUGGUAGCUGGCACCUGUAAACCCAGCUACUCGGGAGGCUGAGGCAGGAGAAUCACUUGAACCCAGGAGGUGGAGGUUGCAGUGAGCCAAGAUUGCACCACUGAACUCUAGCCUGGGCGACAGAACAAGACUCCAUCUCAAAUAAAUAAAUGAAAGGAAGAAAAGGAAGGAAGGAAUUAUAAAAUUAUUUCUUGUUACCUAAUAGCUCUAGUUCCCCUCUAGUAUUACAGAUUUUGACCUCACAUUUUAAUCCUGAAAACAACCAUGGGGCUAACACAGUCCUGAAGGACAGUGAUGGACCUUCUCCCGCUCCCUACACCUGAAUAGUAAACGAUAUGUUUUUCUGUUUUUCCACUGAGAGACAUGAGUGCCUCAGAUUAAUAUUCAUGCCGAUAUUUGUUAAUAUUUGAUGAUAAACCUAAUAUUUUCCCAAAUUGGACUAACAAAAUUUCAUCAGAAACCAUUCUAACACCAUGUCAUUGCAUUUGCCUGGCUCACCAUUAUGUAAAAAAAAACCAAAAUGUAAAUGAUUCACCUGAGACCAUGGUGAUUUACAUGUGUAGUGAAUGGUUUUGUUCAAAACCCUUUAGCAUUUAGCAAAGAGUGGUUAUGUUCUAUGACAGAACAUAGGGAUAGCCCUGUUGUUUUCAACUCUUAUAAUUGACAAAAAGAAUUUGUAAAACAUAAAGGAAAUCAACAAAUUUGCAGUAUAGAUCUAUAUUUUGCAAAAUGAGUUUUAGCCCAUUAAAUACCAGGUUUUUCAUGAUUUAAAUGGGAAUAGCUGUAAAUAAGAUAGUGCCAGAACACUCAUAUACAGUUAAAAGAAGCAUGAUAUAGGCCGGGCGCGGUGGCUCAAGCCUGUAAUCCCAGCACUUUGGGAGGCUGAGGCGGGUGGAUCACGAGAUCAAGAGAUCGAGACCAUCCUGGUCAACAUGGUGAAACCCCGUCUCUACUAAAAAUACAAAAAAUUAGCUGGGCAUGGUGGCGCGUGCCUGUAAUCCCGGCUACUCAGGAGGCUGAGGCAGGAGAAUUGCCUGAACCCGGGAGGCGGAGGUUGCAGUGAGCAAGAUCGCGCCAUUGCACUCCAGCCUGGGCAACAAGAGCGAAACUCCGUCUGAAAAAAAAAAAAAAAAAGAAGCAUGAUAUAAGUCAUAAUUCAAUUAAGAUGGUUUACAUUUACUUCUCUAUCCGAAAUUGUGAGAAAAUCAAACUGUCUUUUUCCAGCUGCCUAUUGCUGGCAAAUGGAUUGGAACUUGAUUUAUUGGAAAAGAAGCUGCAGUAUGUAAUUGUCUUAAAACUUAUAACAUUAUAACUUCCUGAAUUUUAGAAGAGAAAUAAUUUGUAUUAACAAGGCUUUUCUGUAGGAGCUGCUUCCUUAAGUUAGGUUGUGUAGUUUCAGUAGUUGAUUCUGAAAGCCAGACACAUAUUGAUGGAUAGGAGUACUUGUUUUAUUCUACAUUUUAAAGAGUCAUCAGUACAGUUGUAUAAUUCCUGAUCUCUAUCAUGUGGCAAACACAAUACAGUCACAAGACUCCCACUGUCAACUGUGAUAAUCAGGGCACAACCAUUGUAGAGAAAAUCUGUGAGUGGGAAAAAAUCCUGAUUCCUGACUUCUCUCAUUGGGAGGGAUAGCCUGUGGAAAUGACUGGCUGUUCGUUGGUUAGGGAGAUGCCAAAUGAAUCACAGUAUAGACGGGUAAGGUGGUCUUGGAGAAGAGGACUGCUUGAGAGAUGCUGGCUAAAGGGAGUUGCCUUGAGUUGCACAGCAGUCAGAUCAAACCAGGGGAAAGGCCUGAAGUGAAAAAAAAUAUAUUGUUACUUUUUUAUGUCUGUUCAGUAUAUCUGAUUUGGCUGUUAAACACAUCUUUUAAAGAAAGUUUUCCUCAUAACCUUUUCAUAAACUAGAAAUAUUCAUGCCUUUUCGUAAACUAGAAAUUCAGUUAGAACUAUUCAAUGUGUAGAGUUAAGUGUACCUAAUGGUGAUUUUUCACACUUACAUACAUUUCUCUAAGUGCAUUUGGAGAGGCAUUCAUUAGAGAAUUAUUAUAAUAUUGAUGUUGAUACCCUUUGCAGAAUAUUUUUCUUGAAUUUAGAAAGAACAUAAAUUAAGCAAGGAAGAAGUCUAAUUGCUUUUAAGAUACCCUCUCUAGUUGGCUGGGUGCAGUGGCUCGUGCCUAUAAUCUAGCACUUUGGGAGGCCAAGGCAGCAGGAUCACUUGAAGCCAGGAGCUUGAGACCAGCCUGGACAAUAUAGUGACACUCCAUCUCUACAAAUUAAAAAAAAAUAAUAAGCUGGGUGUGGUGGGGCACACCUGUAGUCCCAGCUACUCAGGAGCCUUAAGGUGGGAGAUUGCUUGAGUCCAGCAGGUCAAGGCUGCAAUGAGCUGUGAUCACUAGCCUGGCCUACAGAGUGAGACCCCCAUCUCUAAAAAAAGAGAGAGAGAGGGAGGAAAGUUAAUAUGCAAAUGAAUACCAACAGGACAACGAUAAAUAGUCUGUAGUGUAAUUCAAGUUAAAAAGCCUUAAAACAUAGAAUUUCCAUAUUUUUCAAAAGAUCAGCAGAGCCAGGCAUGAUGGUACCCACCUAUAGUCCCAGUUGCUCAGGAGGCUGAGAAAAGAGGAUUGCUUGAGCCCAGGAGUUCAAAGUCAGCCUGGGCAACAUAGCAAGACCCUGUCUCUUAAAAAAAAAUCAUUUUCCUCCCCGGCUGUCUAAGGAUAGGAGGAUAGGCCGCCAUCAUGAACAACACAGUAACUAUCCACACUAGAAAGUUCAUGACCAACUGACUACUUCAGAGGAAACAAAUGGUCAUUGAUGUCCUUCACCUCGGGAAGGCACCAGUGCCUAAGAUAGAAAUUCGGGAAAAACUAGCCAAAAUGUACAAGACCACACUGGAUGUCAUCUUUGUAUUUGGAUUCAGAACUCACUUUGGUGGUGGCAAGACAACUGGCUUUGGCAUGAUUUAUGAUUCCCUGGAUUAUGCAAAGAAAAAUGAACCCAAACAUAGACUUGCAAGACAUGGCCUGUAGGAGAAGAAAAAGACCUCAAGAAAGCAGUGAAAGGAACGCGAGAACAGAAUGAAGAAAGUCAGGGGGACUGCAAAGGCCAAUGUUGGUGCUGGCAAAAAGCCGAAGGAGUAAAGGUGCUGCAAUGAUGUUAUCUAUGGCCGUUGUGGAUUUUUCACAAGAAGCUUAAUAAACCAAAAACUU
Callithrix jacchus (white-tufted-ear marmoset) is the source of this 7853-nucleotide messenger RNA. RefSeq names its product sterile alpha motif domain containing 15 (gene SAMD15). The record is from RefSeq and is a predicted model, not a curated record. Gene Ontology annotation, molecular function: protein binding. NCBI's taxonomy places the organism in Eukaryota, Metazoa, Chordata, Mammalia, Primates, Cebidae.